This is a messenger RNA of Solanum stenotomum, 623 nucleotides long. RefSeq lists its product as uncharacterized. The coding region runs from base 1 to 492 and encodes 163 amino acids. The record is from RefSeq and is a predicted model, not a curated record. NCBI's taxonomy places the organism in Eukaryota, Viridiplantae, Streptophyta, Magnoliopsida, Solanales, Solanaceae. The transcript is spliced from 2 exons.
AUGGCAAAUGCAAGUGAUGAGUUUAGACUAGUAUCACCAAACAUAAAUCAUGAAAGAAAAUUACCUAGAAAAUACACACUUGAAGGUCAAGGUGCACAAAGAAAUAUGUCACCACCAUUAGAAUGGUACAAUUUACCACAAGACACUAAAAGUUUGUCACUAGUAGUGCAAGAUAUUGAUGCACCUAUUGUACCAUGGGUUAUUUGGGUUGUGACUAAUAUUCCACCAAGUUUAAAGGGUUUGCCGGAAGGAUUUUCUGGUAAAGGUGAAGAAUUAGGUGGAGAUUAUGGUCAUGUUAAAGAAGGAAUUAAUGAUGAGAAAGUCCCAGGAUGGCGUGGACCUAAGUUGCCAAAUCAUGGUCAUAGAUUUGAGUUUAAGCUUUUUGCUUUGGAUGAUGAGCUCAAACUUGGAAACAAGGUGACAAAGGAUAAACUACUAGAAGCUGUGGAGGGUCAUGUUCUUGGAGAGGCUGUUUUGACUGCAAUAUUUUAAAUCUAUGAUUUUCCAAAUAUUUUCAUGCAACUUUAUGACAAGAAAAGUUGAAGUAGCUAGUGUAAUAAACAAUUACAACAAGUGACAUAUAUACAUGAGAUCACCAUCGUAGUUUAAUUUGUUCAACUUCU